CGAAAACUAAAAAGCACAUGUCAUUGUUUAGCAGCAGUAAAGCCGUAGGGUUGCUAUUAUUUGAAAACUGAAAGGUAUGACAUGGGUCGAAAGACAUUUUGUAAGCUGACCACAACUGGUAAUAAACGGUAUUAUCUUCUGGCAGAUAUAGAGGAAGAUGGGAAGGAAGGGAUACACUUGACUUUAUCUGAUGGCGAAUCUGCAUGGAGCAGAGAAUUAACUGGGGACGACCUCGAAGAUCUCAGUAAAAAACUGAAAAUGAAGUUCUCAGAUUUUGUCUCAGAAACUGUCAAAGCAUUGACAAGAGAAAAUGUAGGAAACAUGAACUUCUUGUACGAGGUGAAAACCUGGAAGGAUGACGAAAUGGAGUUGAAAUGGAAAAAACAUAUGGCCAUGGAUGAUAUUAAGUUCCAGCUUGGGAGAGUGGUGUUACAACCUGUGUCUGAUGCCUCUGUCUUUACCAGAGAUGUGUUUAGUUUCUGUAUUGAUAACAUGGUGGAUUUAAAAAACAAAAUCAGCAGUCUGGAAACUGAUAAUCAGAGGUUAUCACAAGAAAGGAGCCAAGCACUGAAGAGACUUGACAAAUGUGUGGCAGCUAAGGAAGAAAUAGAGAAAGAACUUUACUCAAAGUUUGUUGCGGUGUUGAAUAGUAAGAAAGAAAAGAUCCAAGAAUUAAGAAAAGAGACAUUUUGGUGUAUUUCAGUUGAAGAAGGAAGCAGAUCAAAUGGGGCAUCAGUUACAGAUUCUCCGCCAAAGGCCAGCACAUCCAAACAAACAGCAACGGGAGGUGGAGAAAGUCCAGCACAUAGCCUCCAGGACAGAAGUAAUGAAGACACAACAGAUGAUGAGAAGACUCCUCCCACAAAGAGAAGAAGAGGUGGGGCUAGUGUCAGAAGGAUCGAGAGCGACUCCUCCCUGGUGUUGGAUGAUGGGGAUGACAUAGAGUCUACAGCAGCAUCCAGACGUCCCAGACGACAGGCAAGUGGUGGAAGGAAGCAGACGCCAUCCAAGCCAGUUCUCCCUAGGGUCAGGUCAGGGGGCAGGGGAGAGGCCACAGACAGACGCUCCAGCAUGCGAAAGUCAGGUUCAGGAGCCUCAAACAAGUCUGCAGCAGAAGUUGUAGAUGCAGAUGAUCUAUUGGACGAUUUGUGAUAAUGUGAUUUGUUCACUUUAUAAUACAUCUGGGAAAAAACAAUAUUUUAUGGACAACAUGAGGAACAUAUAUUAUAUGAGAAAUCAUGACUCACCAAGACAGCAGUUUUUCCUGUUUAAUGUGACUGAUUUACUUCUGACAUAGCUAAAUGUACCUUCAUAGUGUUAAUGAGUGAAUGUUUGUGGUUUAACCUCAUACUUAACAAUUUUUCAGUCAGAUGACAAUGAAAGAAUCCUUAGAGUGCCUCCUUGUUGUAACCCAUACCUGUACGUGUAACUCAUACCUGUACAUGUAUGUUCUGUUGUAACCUUGUUCAAAAUUUAGUGUCCAGAUUCAUUAUUUAUUCCUAUUCAUGUAUUGUUACUUCGAGACAAUAACAUUUUAUGAAAGUGCAUAUAAAUCCGUUAUGUAUGAUACUGUUAUUGAGUAGUCACUGAGGUUGGUUUUAUGCAUAUUUUCUGCCAACACUUGAUAAUCUCUAGAAUUCUACCUCUAUGGUAAAAGCUGCCAGAAGCAUCUCAAAUUUCUCCAGGAAUUGGGUCAUUGUUGACACACAUAUUAGGUCAGUGAAGAACCCUGGGGGGAGUUUUUUCAAAUUUCCAUAUUUGGAGCUCAAGAAGGAUUCUGCAGCGAGAAAAUACAUAACACAGUUUGUCUAGUUGUGGAGGUUGGCAAAGUCAGUAUAAAAUCUGUUGUUAUACUAGAAUUAAUUUGUGGUGUCGCCUUUGUCUGGAGCCCUUCUCAUAUGAUUUUUAAAAGACAACACAAGACCAAAUAUAUAGUGUCGAUGAAGUAUUCGACAUUAAGUUUAAAUACCAUUUGCGUAAGCGAGGUGUGACAGUUGUUCGUGCACAUUGAGAAUUUGGAAAGCACAGCUAUGUUAUCAAUUUUAACCAGUCAAGCGUAAAUUAUUAUGUUUUCAUUAAUAUCGCACAGACAAUGUUUUGUGUGUAGGGUACAAGUGACCUAAUAGCGUCAUUCCGGUUUCUCUAACAUGGAGUAUCCCAUGGCUCUGUAAGAAUUCCAGAUAGCAAUUUGAUUUAUAGUAACUAAGCACAUAAGAAAUAAUUGGCUGUAGCAUUUUAUGUCUGGUUCAGAAAUAACAAUGGUUAUAUUAUCUAUUGUCUUGUCUUUUAAUCAGGUUCCAUUCUCUCUAAGUAGGUCAAAUACCUAAAUCUGGACACUAAUUCAUAAACAAGAAAUACAAUGUAACUGUCAGCAAAGAUGAUUGAAAUGUUAUCUUAAGACACUGUAUUUCCAAUUUUCCCUGUAUAGGUGAAUGUAACCCAUAUUUAUAAAUCCAUCAUUUGUAGCUUUCAUGCAUACCUACUGUCUAUUUCACAUUUUUUCUUUUCACAUCUUUUUCUCCAUGACUUUAAAAUCUUGCAUUUAAAAGUAUUGAGUACAUCGUAAAACCCCAAACAUACAAAU
Molecule: messenger RNA, 2584 nt
Organism: Liolophura sinensis
Lineage: Eukaryota; Metazoa; Mollusca; Polyplacophora; Chitonida; Chitonidae
Product: DNA repair protein XRCC4-like
Exons: 12
Coding region: 82-1152 (356 amino acids)
Biological process (GO): positive regulation of ligase activity; response to X-ray; double-strand break repair via nonhomologous end joining
Cellular component (GO): nucleus; DNA ligase IV complex; DNA-dependent protein kinase-DNA ligase 4 complex
Molecular function (GO): DNA binding
Source: RefSeq, a predicted model, not a curated record